GCGAGAGGCAUUAUUCCUAAGAGUUUAUGCAACAAUAUACGGCAUAGAAAAAUACUGCAAUUGUCGGCCUGGACCUCAAUCAGGAGAAAUUCAUAAAACGUGUGCUCACUAGAAUCCAAGAUGAUCGGUGUUUCAUUACGACUUUUUGCGCACUCCUGCCCACCCCUUUUCCGAUACCCGGACGACCUGGGCAUCAUCUCAGGCACUGAGGUUGUGAGAGGUGUAGGGUUCAAUCUGUCGGCUGCAAAAUCUUUGCAUCCAAACCGCUUAUGUGAAGGACAAUAAUCCGUCGGCCUUCAAUAUACCGAGGUUAUACCGCUCCCUUUCAGUCUCGUGAUGUCCUGCACUGUUGAUGUGCAGACUCGCCAUUGUCGGCCCUUCUCGGUCAACAAAGUUUAGAAAAGCAGUGUUCUGUGUCUAUACAAACGGAAGAAGGGGACACGGUCCAUGUCGAAAGAUCUGUCCACUUUGCGGUUUUCAGAGUCAAUGGUCACAUGCCUGCCUACUCAGCCGAUCACACAACCAAAAGAUCCAAAGUGUCCGAACUUCACUCCAAAGCUUCCCAGAAGAGAACAAACAAAAAGACGCCGCCGAUCAACGGACACUGCAGCAUGGCUGCCAAGGCGACAGAUCCUCCAGCGCCACUUACGCGGUGGAGUUCGUGGGACCAUUAAUGCGGUAUCUUUUGCUGCAGGUUCCAGGCCCAAAGGCUCCUCCUCUUCACGAUAUUUCACUUAUCAUCUUCCAUAUAUUUCUUAUUCUCCGUUCUCUCGCCCGAAUCAUCCUUAAACGGAGACCUGCAUGUGAGAUCCAAGUGUUAGUAGAAAAGAUAUGGAGAUGGAAGAAAAAAUCUCCCCAGAAACAUUCGGCACAGCAAAUCUUUGCUCCAGAUCGAGGAGCCGAAACUAGCAAGGAGGUGCGCAAGCGAGAUAGUGAUAAGCCCUGCUUAGCUCAGAGCUCUGUCUCAGGCUCGCAUGGUUUCUUGAUUUGUUGGGGCGGGAAACAUUUCGAUCGCCUUUGAGAGCUUUCGACGACGGCGGAGCAGCCGGAGGGUGCUAGAGGGAGCGCACACAGUCAGCCUCGAGAGGCAACCCACAGAUCAUCAGCUCAUCAGCCCAUCGGAUGAGAGCAGAACGGCCGCACCUGCCGUGACGACAAAGACUCCGUCGCUGCAACCGGAAAUUUGAGUCUCUUCGAUUUCUAGAACUCCGAAUUUUCACGACACCUCGGUUUUUUGGAAUCGAACACACGAAAGCGAUUUACACACGCGUCAAGUUUACAUUCGUCACCCUGAACCCGUGUACAGCUCAACCAAGUACUUGCUAUUUUGGUGCAAUGGUUGAGUUUAAGUAAGCAACCAUCACUAGAGUUUUAUUUUCAUUUGUAAAGGUCAAGUUCUCACAGUG
Messenger RNA from Marchantia polymorpha subsp. ruderalis, 1406 nucleotides. NCBI's taxonomy places the organism in Eukaryota, Viridiplantae, Streptophyta, Marchantiopsida, Marchantiales, Marchantiaceae. The record is from the annotation of a GenBank genome assembly.